Pneumocystis jirovecii RU7 is the source of this 2973-nucleotide messenger RNA. Its product is annotated as calcium-translocating P-type ATPase, SERCA-type. Bases 1 to 2973 code for a protein of 990 amino acids. Gene Ontology annotation, molecular function: ATP binding; P-type calcium transporter activity; ATP hydrolysis activity. Gene Ontology annotation, biological process: intracellular calcium ion homeostasis; calcium ion transmembrane transport. The record is from RefSeq and is a predicted model, not a curated record. The transcript has 10 exons. Gene Ontology annotation, cellular component: membrane. NCBI's taxonomy places the organism in Eukaryota, Fungi, Ascomycota, Pneumocystomycetes, Pneumocystales, Pneumocystaceae.
AUGGAGUAUGCGUAUAAUUUUAAAGUGGAAGAUGUUUUGAUGCAUUUUGGAGUUAAUGAAUCUCAAGGACUGUCCUCAAAAGAAGUUUUUCUUGCACGUCAAAAAUAUGGAAAAAAUGAAUUAGAAAGAAGUCCUAACAAACAAUUGUGGACCUUAAUUUUAGAGCAAUUCAAAGACAAGCUUGUAAUUAUCUUACUUAUAUCUGCAUUCAUAUCUUUUAUUUUGGCACUUUUAGGGGACGAUAAAAAUCAUACAGACUUUAUAGAUCCAUUAGUUAUUCUUACUAUUCUUGUUUUAAAUGCAAUUGUUGGUAUCUCUCAAGAAACAAAUGCAGAAAAAGCAAUUACUGCUUUACAAGAAUAUUCACCACAUGAAGCAAAAGUCAUUCGAAAUGGAAAAUCAUAUCGUAUUCAUGCAAAAGACCUUGUCCCAGGGGAUAUUAUAGAUAUUUCUGUUGGGGAUAGGAUUCCCGCUGAUUGUCGUUUACUCAGAAUUAAAAGCAACCAUUUUCGUGUUGAACAAUCUAUUCUUACAGGCGAAUCUGAAAGCGUAGAAAAAUAUACAGAUGAAAUUCUUGUCUAUAACCCUACUAAACAAGAUCAAACCAAUAUGCUUUUUGGCGGAACAACAGUAACUACAGGCCAUGGACGUGCUAUUGUUGUCCUGACAGGGCAUUCAACAGCAAUCGGUAGUAUCCAUCAAAGUAUAACCUCUCAAAUAUCUGAAUUAACUCCACUAAAAUAUAAAUUGAAUAAAUUUGGGGAUAUGCUUGCUAAGAUGAUUUCUAUAAUUUGUGUUUUAAUUUGGAUUAUUAAUAUUAAAAAUUUUAAUGAUCCUUUGCAUCAGGGAUUUUUAAAAGGUGCUAUUUAUUAUUUUAAAAUUUCAGUAGCAUUAGCAGUUGCUGCGGUUCCAGAAGGGUUGUCUGUUGUUAUUACUAUUUGCCUUGCUAUAGGAACUCGAAAAAUGGCAGAAAAAAAUGCUAUAGUCCGUAAUCUUUCAAGUGUUGAGACAUUAGGAAGUACAAGUGUUAUUUGCUCAGACAAAACAGGAACCCUGACUACAAAUAUGAUGUGUGUAUGUAAGAUUGUCAUUUUAGAACAGGAUGAAUCACUUUUAGAGUUUAAUAUUGAAGGAGUUAAUUUUAAUCCGUUUGGAAACGUUUAUUUAAAUGAUGGAAGCAUUAUAAAAUCACCAGCAUCUAUUUAUAAAGGUAUUAAAUAUCUUGCAGAAAUAUGUUCAGUCUGUAAUGACGCAAAAAUAAUAUUUGAUUCGAAUUUAAACACUUAUACUAGAAUUGGAGAACCAACAGAAGCAGCUUUAAAAAGUUUAGUUGAAAAAUUAGGAACUGAUAGUCAAAAUUUAAAACAUAAGCAUAAUUUGCCUUAUAAUGAUAAUGCUAAUUCAUGUAAUGUCUACUACAAUAAUUUAUUACCGCGUCUUAAAACUUUUGAAUUUUCAAGAGAUCGUAAAAGCAUGUCUGUUGUUGUAGGAAGUAUAGAAUCAUAUCGUCUUCUUGUUAAAGGCGCACCUGAAGCAAUAUUAGAGCGUUGCAACUAUACUAUAAUUGGAAAAUCUGGGCAAAAAAUAUUAUUAACAACAAAAAUUUUAUCUAAAAUUAACAAAAAGAUAAUAGAAUAUGGUUUAAAAGGAUUAAGAAUUAUGGCAUUUGCUCAUGUAAAUUCAAAAGAUCUUAAAAUAUCGCCAUUCCAAGCAAAUCCAACAGAUAAUUACAUAGAAUAUGAACAAAACAUGACAUUCAUUGGAUUAGUUGCAAUGCUGGACCCCCCAAGACCUAAAGUAGCAGAUUCAAUAGCAAAAUGUCAAGCAGCUGGCAUACGAGUUAUAUGUAUAACAGGUGAUAAUAAAAAAACAGCAGAAACUGUUUGUAAACAAAUUGGAAUUUUUAAAAAAGAUGAAAAUUUAGAUGGAAAAAGUUAUACUGGUCAAGAAUUUAACAAUUUUCCUCUAAAUAAACAAUUAGAAGUUAUUAAACAUGCUAAGCUUUUUUCACGUACUGAACCAAAUCAUAAAGUACAGUUAGUAAAAUUACUUCAACAAACUGGGGAAACUGUAGCUAUGACAGGUGAUGGUGUAAAUGAUGCACCUGCACUAAAAAAAGCGGAUAUUGGUAUUGCUAUGGGCUCUGGAACAGAUGUUGCUAAACUUACUGCUGAUAUGAUUUUAACAGAUGAUAAUUUCUCAACCAUUGAACAAGCUAUUGAAGAAGGAAGAGCAAUUUACAAUAAUACACAACAGUUUAUUCGAUAUCUGAUCUCAUCAAAUAUUGGAGAAGUUAUGUCAGUUUUUCUAACAGUUUUACUGGGUAUUCCAGAAGUACUUAAACCAGUACAAUUACUCUGGGUCAACUUGGUUACAGACGGGUUACCUGCUACUGCACUCUCAUUUAAUCCUAUAUCUCACAAUAUAAUGAAAAUGCCUCCUAAAGAUAAAAACGAACUCAUAGUGAACAUGUGGUUGUUUAUUAGAUACUGUAUAAUUGGUAUAUAUAUUGGGAUUGCAACAAUAUUUGGUUAUGCUUGGUGGUUUAUAUAUUAUUCUAAAGGACCAAAAAUUGCUUUUCAUCAAUUGUCACAUUUUCAUCACUGUUCCGACGUCAACCCUUGUGACUGGUUCAAUAAUUACACAUCAUAUAAGGCUUCCACAAUGUCUCUAUCAAUACUUGUUGUUAUUGAAAUGAUGAAUGCAGCAAAUGCUUUGUCACAAACGGAAAGCUUAUUAUCUCUUCCCCUAUGGACUAACAUGAAACUUAUAUAUGCUAUACUCUUAUCUUUAUUUUUACAUUUCAUUAUUCUUUACGUACCAUAUUUGCAAAAAAUAUUCUCAAUAGUACCUUUAAAUUGGACAGAAUGGCAAACAGUAAUUUUUAUUAGUUUACCUAUAAUAUUUAUUGACGAAUUCCUCAAGUUCUCAGAAAGAUUAUAUAUACAGCAUUCCUCAAGUAAAAAGGCUUAA